This is a messenger RNA of Myxocyprinus asiaticus (Chinese sucker), 1201 nucleotides long. Its product is annotated as prostaglandin E2 receptor EP3 subtype-like. Gene Ontology annotation, biological process: phospholipase C-activating G protein-coupled receptor signaling pathway; adenylate cyclase-activating G protein-coupled receptor signaling pathway; intestine smooth muscle contraction. Bases 1 to 1188 code for a protein of 395 amino acids. The record is from RefSeq and is a predicted model, not a curated record. Gene Ontology annotation, molecular function: prostaglandin E receptor activity. The transcript has 2 exons. NCBI's taxonomy places the organism in Eukaryota, Metazoa, Chordata, Actinopteri, Cypriniformes, Catostomidae. Gene Ontology annotation, cellular component: plasma membrane.
AUGACAUCUAAAUGCGAGUCUUCAGAUGUUCUGCAUCAAAACCUUUCUGCUGGAACCAUGAUGCUGGAGUCUAACGUCUCCAAACCUUUACAGGACAGCGCCGGCAAGAGUGGCAGCUGCGGAUCCGUGUCCGUGGUUUUUCCCAUAACUAUGAUGGUCACCGGAAUGGUCGGGAACUCCCUUGCGAUGCUGCUAGUUUAUAAUGCGUACAGAAGAAAGGAAAACAAAAGAAAGAAAUCCUUUCUACUUUGCAUCGGGUCGCUGGCGUUAGCUGACCUUUUCGGCCAACUGCUCACAAGUCCAAUAGUCAUUUCGGUCUACAGAGCAGGUCUGAAAUGGGACCGAGUUGACUCGUCGGGAACCUUGUGCGCCUUCUUUGGGGUGUGCAUGACCACUUUUGGGUUGUGUUCUCUCUUUCUAGCCAGUGCCAUGGCCAUUGAGAGGUCCUUAGCCAUCACAGCUCCUUACUGGUACUCAAAUUACAUGAAAACAACCGUGACCAAGCAGGUUCUGGUCAUUAUCUGGUGUCUGGUUUUGCUCUUUGCCUUAUUGCCUGUUGCUGGGGUUGGGAAAUACACUUUGCAGUGGCCAGGCACUUGGUGUUUCAUAAGUACUGGGGACAAGGACGUUACGGGAAAUACGUUUUUUGCCACGACUUUUGCAGUGUUGGGGAUAUUUUCUUUGCUUGUCACAUUGUCCUGUAAUGUUGUGACCAUCCGUGCAUUGGUUACACGUUGCAAAUCUAAGUCAAGCUCGACCCAGUCAUCCAAGCAAUGGGAGAGAUUAACCACAGAGACUGUUGUUCAGUUGAUGGGCAUUAUGUGUGUUUUGUUGACAUGUUGGUCACCUCUACUGGUCCUUAUGUUGAAAAUGAUCUCGACUCACACAUCCUCACAUUACUGCAAGUCUGCUGCUUUACCCUCCCCACCGAUGGACUGCAACUUCUUUCUCAUAGCCAUUCGUCUGGCCUCACUCAAUCAGAUUUUAGAUCCAUGGGUUUACCUGCUUCUGAGAGAGAUUCUCUUGAGGAAGUUCUGCCAGGUGGCCAGUGCAGUAUCCAAGUGGUCAUUGGAGGGGCAGAAGGAAACUCAAUGCCCUCUGGAUGGCCUAAAUAAGAACGACAAUAUUCAGAAACAGUGCCUGAACGUGGAGAACAGCAAUUUAAAUGGAGGAAAUGAGGAAGAAUGACUUGAAUAGUUCA